Molecule: messenger RNA, 551 nt
Organism: Truncatella angustata
Lineage: Eukaryota; Fungi; Ascomycota; Sordariomycetes; Amphisphaeriales; Sporocadaceae
Exons: 1
Coding region: 91-369 (92 amino acids)
Source: RefSeq, a predicted model, not a curated record
CCUCCAAGCAUUGCUUGAUCACGGCGUAGACUGGGAUUCAAAAACUACCAAGGGUGUAUAGCGCUCCAAAUCUGCGUAAUCAAACGUUGAAUGGAUGUCGCCGCAUUGCUUCUCAUUGUAGACGUAGAUAUCGAGGCGGAGAAAGACCAUGGGCUAAGGCCCGUUCUCGAAGUAAUUUAUCAUAAAAGAAUAGCUUUUAUUGCUAGAGGUGACAAUAAUUCAACGCGUUGUACCAUUCGGCUCGAGUUUUCUGAAGCGAACGCACUCUGCAUGGCUGUCUAUAGAGGUGACAGAAACAUGGUACAGACGCUGUUCUCUUGUGGUGCUGAUCCACAGGAACGGCAUGGCGGCGCCAGGACUAGCUGGUGAACGGGGUCAAUGCUUGACCUCGGAGCUGCUGAGAAAACAAAUUGAGGCUAUGGGGAGUGAUAAAGCUCACGACUUCAAUUCCAUCCUCAUUCAGUGAUCACUGAUAUGACGCAAAAACUAACCAACGAACAAGGGGCAAACUGAACUGAACGAAACGGCCGAGUGGACUCGACUGAGGUCAG